Molecule: messenger RNA, 1036 nt
Organism: Paralichthys olivaceus (Japanese flounder)
Lineage: Eukaryota; Metazoa; Chordata; Actinopteri; Pleuronectiformes; Paralichthyidae
Product: adenosine 5'-monophosphoramidase HINT3-like
Molecular function (GO): catalytic activity
Source: RefSeq, a predicted model, not a curated record
CGCUGACGUCACAGCAGCGACAGACACGCCCAGCUGUUCCUCACCCAGCUCGCCCUCAGUUUAUCAACAGUGAGGUUGAAGUCAGUCAUGGAGUCUGACAGUGACGUGUGCUCCUUCUGCCGCAUCGCAAACCACGACACGGACACAGACAUCCUGCUGAGUGACGAGCAGCUGGUCUGUUUUCGGGACGUGAAGCCUGGAGCCACUCAUCACUACCUCAUCGUUCCCAGGAUGCACAUCGACAACUGUAAAGCUCUGCAGGGAACCGACGUCCCUCUAGUGGAGCAGAUGGAAAAAAUGGGGAGGAGUAUACUGGAGAAGAAUAACAUCAGCGACCUAGAUGACGUCUGUAUGGGUUUUCAUAUUCCUCCAUUCUCCUCCGUCCCACACCUCCACCUUCACGCUCUGGCGCCCACCAGUAAGAUGAGCUUCAGGUCGCAGCUGCACUACACCCCGAAGUCUCACUGGUUCAUCACAGUAGAUAAAGUCCUGUCUCAGUUGAAGACUCAUGGGAAGGUCAAAUGAAGAGAACCGAAGUUUCAACAUUUACAUGUUAUAUCUUUUCAUUAAGCUUCACUCAUUUAAUUUUAAAUCACUUUUCUAUCUGACUCAACAUUGUUUUUAAUUAAUGAGUUCAUAUGAAGUGCAGUCUUCUGCACUGCUUGAUGAUUCAGUUGGUCGAAGCCGGAAAAGGUUGAACUUUCCGUGCACCAUCAAAUGUCGUUUAGUGUGACUAUCAACACAUCAACAAGGGGAGAAUUACAUCUUAUCAGAUAAUUAUAUCUAUCUGAUAUCUUCAUGGUUUGAAAAUCCCAUGUAAGAAGCCAUUUAAUUGUAUUUUUUACAUUAAUGUGUUUUUCAGAAAGAAAAAUUGAACAAACCUGUUGUAUUUUUUGUUUGUGUCUUUGUUUUAAUGAAGUAUUUCAACUGCUUAUACUUUGGAUAUCAUGUGUUACAACCUGCCUGACGCACUGAGAUAAAUGUCUCUUAAUAAUAUUAUAAUAUUAUAUUUAUUAUUAAUAAAAGCUCUAGAGAA